AUGGUUUAUUCGUAUUUGUAUCUGGCUACGAAUACGACUACAGGACAAAUGAAUCCACUGCUUGGCAAAGCCUUACUACGUGUUGUGCUCUUCUACGCAUACGGCUUAUUUGUGGCUUGGAUUUUCACUUUUAUUGAGAAAAAAGACGAAUUAGCACAAAACAAAAUGGAAAGGAUGUUAUCCGAACUGAAGAACGAAGUACACAUAAACUACAACAUGACAGAUAACGAAUUUAACAGCUUUGUGAGAAGGAUCACAGCGGCCGUAGCGGCAGGCAAUGAAAAGGACUGGAAUUUUCUUAAUAGCUGUGGAUUCGUUUUCUCUGCUAUCACAACAAUAGGAUAUGGACUUAUCACACCAAAAACACAAGUUGGUCAGGGUGUCACAAUCAUUAUCUGCAUCAUUGGUAUUCCUAUAACAAUGCUGGCUUUGAAAACAUCGGGAGAGGUCUUGGCGGACUGCUUUAGGGUUCUCGUCGUCAAAACAGAAACUGGUAUCUUUAAAAGAGCUGAAACAAAGCACGUAAAAAAGAAAACGUUUUUCGUGGCAUGUACACUAAUGGUCAUUUUGCUCCUGUUAGCAAGCUUAUCAAGCACUUAUUUUGAGGAGUGGAGUCUCAUGGAGGGUUUAUAUGCGUGGUUCAUAACUUUUACAACAAUCGGUUUUGGCGACUACGUGCAGUUUGAAUCACAUGCGAAAAAGGUCACCCACGGAAACGACAGCACAGCUCAUUUGUUACUUCAUGGCAUUAUCUUUGCUGUGCCUUACGUGAUUGGUUUGAGUCUCAUGUCGUGUAUUUUGACUUGUCUUGUGGAUUCUGUAGAUCACAUACGUGAUUUUCGUGAUCGCUGUAUGAAUUGUUGCCCGGGUUUGGCAGGUUUCUUCUCACUCUUAAGAAGAUUUUUCCUAGGCAGAAGCUCAACUUAUGAUCUGACAGAAGAGCCCAGUCGUGAGAGAAAUGAGUUAAGCUCAAUGUAG
Messenger RNA from Orbicella faveolata, 978 nucleotides. RefSeq names its product potassium channel subfamily K member 3-like. The record is from RefSeq and is a predicted model, not a curated record. Gene Ontology annotation, biological process: stabilization of membrane potential; potassium ion transmembrane transport. Gene Ontology annotation, cellular component: plasma membrane. NCBI's taxonomy places the organism in Eukaryota, Metazoa, Cnidaria, Anthozoa, Scleractinia, Merulinidae. Gene Ontology annotation, molecular function: potassium ion leak channel activity; outward rectifier potassium channel activity.